ACUCAAUUCCACCUUCCAUUAUGGCAACUUUCCUGCUCGCGCCUCCAUUCCCCGCCUGUUCGCCCGCUCCUUGGACGUCGUCCACUGAACGCGGCUCUCACUCGCCUAAAACCGCCAUAUUCCGCCACCGCGUCAACACUUCACGCAAUCCCCUAGGCCGUGCACUUCCGACUCGAGCACGCAACUCCUCGUUCCGCUCUCGCUCCACCUUCCGCGCAUCCGCCCUUCCCCCAGAAUCCGACCCACCUAGUCCGCAACCCCCAGUCCCAGCUAGCACCGCCCCCCAGAAACCACCGUCCCCACCCCCCGCUCAACCAGCCCUGCUGCUUUCGCCAACGUCGGUGGUUACAUGGGGUGGCCGGUUGCCCUCCACGAGACGGCUGGUCCUCGGAGCGUUAGGGUUCGCCGGCUUAGCGCUGGGGUCGAAUUUUCUGGGGUCCACGAGUGCUCUCCUGGGGACGGUGGAGGAGCCUGCUCGGUCAGCCCGGCUGGAUGUGCUAUUUCCUAUCAAGGGGUACAAGCGGUGCUAUGACACUGCGAAUGGAUUCGAGUUCCUCUUCCCAGCCUCAUGGGUGGGCGACCAGCUCCUGCUGUACCGCGCAGCAGAGAGGCGAGAGAGAGAGCUGUCCUUGGACCCGCCUCCCCUCUCCUCCUCCUCCCCCUCCUCCUCCCCAUCCUCGUCGUCGCAAGCACGCAGGGCGAGUGCAGUUGACCCGGUGGUGGCAUUUGGCCCUCCUGGCGGGAAUGGGGAGCUCAACGUGAGCGUUGUUGUGGCUCCUGUGCCACGUGGCUUCAGCCUUAGGAACUUUGGAGAUGCGGAGAGCAUAGGGGACAGGCUCUUGGCCAAUGUGAUUGCACCCGCAGGGUCUGGGAGGGAGGCCACCCUGCUUAAUGCAAGCGAGAAGGUGUUAAGUGGCGUCCUGUACAUAAGGCUGGAGUACACUGUACAAGGUGCUUCAUUCUCCCGUCACAACGUUUAUGUCUGUGCGGUGAAACAAGGCAAGCUGUUCUCUAUGAAUGCGCAGUCACCUGCAGACCUUUGGCUUGAAAAUUCGAGCUCCUUCUCUGUUGUGGCUGAUUCGUUCAAAGUUUUAGGUGACACUAUCGAUGUAGACAUUUAAAAUUGACAGAUUGUCAAGUGGGAGCUGAAUUGGUGUCUCGGGUGUGUCAACCCGAGAAUACUGGUGAGGCAGUUUUACAUUUCUCCAAUGUUA
Molecule: messenger RNA, 1214 nt
Organism: Closterium sp. NIES-67
Lineage: Eukaryota; Viridiplantae; Streptophyta; Zygnematophyceae; Desmidiales; Closteriaceae
Source: the annotation of a GenBank genome assembly